GAAAACACAUCAUGCCUGCAGCAUCGACACCACAACUCAGUAACGUGCAGCCAAGAUGGCGCAAGCGUGCGGGGCGUGUGGUGAGACGCAGUGGGCGCGAGAGCAGCUUUCUGGGCGUGUUGAAGGGAACUUACAUGUCACAGUGCGAAGGCGAUCGGAUGGCCGCAUGCGUCUGGAGUUGUGCAAAGAGUGCAAGCUGUACCACUGUCCCUUCUGCCAGCCAUCCGUCUACAAGCCAAAAGGAGACUAUGCGGGUGUUUGGACACAUAUAGAAAUCCACAGAAUGAGGGCCUUGCGACACGGAGAGUUUGAUAUUCAUUCGUGUCAUUUGCAAUGCAGAGGAGAAAGACAUUUUCAUUGUCCAUACUGUGCAAAGACGAUUAUAACCCGGAAGCAGUUUGAAAGUCACAUGGACAAAUGUGUGGAGACGGGAAGGUCAGCAACAGCAGCAACAGGCGGCCAGUCUGCUGCUCCACCUGGCGCUCCUGCUCAGCCAGCCACCACAUUCGGACAGUGUGCCAUCCUCCUGCUCAACCUCAACCCCCCUUCUCAGCAAACUAUCAUGAUGGGACAGUGUCCUGCUCCACCGCAGCCCCCUGCUCAGCCAAAAUCCACCGCAGACCAGCAUCCUGCGUCGCCUGACUGCCUUGUUGAACCGACAACUACAGCUGGCCAGCCUGCUGCUCCACCUGACCCACCUGCCCAGCUUCCAACCCCAGUGGUCCACCCAUCUGCUUUAACAGACAACCCUGUUAAGCAAACAGGACAAAUAUUCAGAACAGUACGGAAAAAAAUUAAAUGUCCAAUGUGCAACCUGUACUUACAUAAAAAAAAUCUAAGGAAACAUAAACUGAGGAAACACUUAAUUUCUGAGAAGGACAUCACAGCCAAAGACCAUCUCAGAAAUCAGUGCAUUGACUCUCAUAAUGGGGUGUACGCUGUAGCAAAGUCUUACAAGGCCACUGCCGUCCCAGUUCAUGUCAUUAAAAAGAGAUCAGGCAGCACACGCAAAAUGAUGUGCGAAGAAGAUCGAUGCGAGGUUAUUUCAGAUUUUCGGAGGAGGAGUGGCUUGCCUGAUAGCCAGUGCCCUCAUCUACGCUCUGUUGAUUUUUGUUUUACUCGUGCAAGCAGAGACGACUUGAAACCUGGCGUGUUGGAGGAACUGAUUGCCAAUAAAUGGAUUGGAAAGGACAUGGGGGCAAAGUGCCUGAACUACCGUGACCAGGCGACUCAGAACACGGCGCCACUUGUUACUCUUGUGGAUCUUGGUGGAAGUCAUUGCCUGUAUUUGUCUGUGUUUGAGCCCAAAGUGUCGCAGUACAGCAAGUUAGGCAGAUUAUUCGUGACAUAUAAUAUAAAAGGAAGGUUGUGGCAUUGUGAUUGUUCUCGGGGGAGAAUUUCCUGUUUGCACAAAUGCAUAGCCAAAUGGUAUCUCUUCCAAACCAACAAAGAGUUGUUUUCCUCAGAUGCGAAACGAGACGCACCACUGAGCAUCGCUAAACUGAUGGAAGACACACCUGCAGAAACCUCUGCAGAAAAGUCAGCUGGAACUGGGUAUCCACUCGGAGAAGAAGGACUAAAUCAAAUGGUGAAGUACAUUUACAACCAAAAAAAGCUGCCCUCCAUGCUUCCAGAAGACAUCACCCAGUUUGAGCCUGAUAUACACAUGUCAAAGCAUUUGGUUCCAGCUGAAACUGUCUGCCAUGAGUGUCCCGGUCAGGUUUCCCUAACAGAGCCGGUGCUGGUCACCAACAAAGCACGAGUCAUUUCUUUAACAGGAGUGAUGGAAGAUAAUUCCACUUUUUUCAAAAAGUGUCCUGACUGUGAAAUGGUAUACCAUUACCAGGAGUGGAGUGAGGGGCUUCACAACUACAACAACCACAUAAUCCUGAGUCUGCAACUGUGCAUGCUUCUGCAAGACUCGAUCAAGAAUCACAGUGCUGAUGGUGGAGUGGUGGAGGUGCUGGAACGGACAAUAGGUGACAAAGCUCCAUGUGGCAUGGAAGUGCUUCAGGCGUACCUCCACUUUGAAGCUCUUACAAGUCAUGACUGUCUGUCUUUAGUCAUGAUGGAUCUUUAUCAAAAGGGGAUUUUCAGCAUGGCAGGGAUUGAAAUUAAGGGCCUGCCUGAGUCCUUUACUGGAGAGGUAAAUGCAGAGGAAGUCUGGGAUUCAGUGUGCAUGGAGAUAAUAAGAAGCAGCCUGAUAACUCAAACGUCUACUGAUGCUGCGACUUUAGACAGUAACCUCAAAGAAGCUGCAGUGUCUGCUGUCACAACCUCCUUCGCGCUGGCUGAGAGAAAGAGGCUGUGCAAACAAAGAACAGAGGAGUGUCACAGGGCUGUGGCCAGGUAUCUUGUGAAAGGAUUGCAUCCCCUGUCCACAGUGGAGUCACCGUGGUUUAGAGAGAUGACAAAAACGCUAAACCCAAAGUACCGCCUGCCUUCCAGUGAUCAGCUCAUAAACACACUGAUACCUUCAUGGUAUUGUGUGGAGAAGAAACACAUCAUCAGAGAGCUGCUUCAGGUGUCUAAGGCUGCAGUGACAUGCGACUGGUGGACAAGUUUUGCCGAUGACCAUUACCUGACAGUUACUUUGCACUUCAUAACGAAAGGCCAGAUGAAGCAGAAAGUGCUGCGUACGAGGCCAGUUUAUGACGCUCAGACUGACACAGCAGUGGCAGAGCACAUAGGUGGUGUACUGCAGGAAUUUGGUGUCAGAGACAAAGUGGUUGCCAUGACGGUGGACAAUGCCUUCAGUUUGGACAUUGCCAUCAAGAAACUGCAGUUUAGGAAACUGAGAUGUUUUGCUCAUAUACUCGGUCUUGCUGCACAGAAGGUGUACACCAGCUGCACUGUGGCCACAUGGGCAUCACAAAUAAGAGCUGUUGUUGUGUGGAUCAAAAGGUCUUCCACAGCUCAGGCAGUUCUUCAGGAGAAACAGCAGCUUUUGAAUCUCCAACAGCAGUCUGUGGUGCUUGAUGUCCGAACACAUUGGAACUCGCUGUACCUCAUGGUGGAGAGGUUUGUCGAGCAGUAUGCUGCCAUACAGGCCACCAUCACAGAUCCACAGUUCAAACCCUGUGUUGAGAAGAAAAGGCUGGAAAUGCUCACAGACGAUGAUCACCAGAAAGCAGUGGAGUUCAUUAGGCUCAUGAAGCCUCUGUACACAUCUGCUGUCUGUGUCUCAGCUGACAAGAGUCCGACGUGCAGUCAGAUAUUUCCCAUCCUGAAAAAACUGGAGGCCCACUUUGAAAGCCAGGAAGAGGACACUCUGUUCGCAGCCACACUCAAGGGAAAAGUCUGGGGAGACCUGUCUACGUGUUACAGGGAUGACGAUACUUGGAAGUUCCUACAGGAGUCGAGUGCUAUGGAUCCAAGGUUCAAGAACAGAAUUGACUCGGAUGAGAUUUGGUACAGAGUGAAAAAUGCUGCAGUUCGAGUUUCAACCACAACAGAGGUGCCAGAUAAGGAGAAACACAAAUUUCAGCAGGAUGGCAGUGAUGCUGAUGAUGCAUCUGAGCAAAAUGAUAAAGAGUCUUCAGAUGAGUCUCCGUUUCCCAAAAGGCUGAGGUUAUCUGCCCUGGAGGAGCUUUUUGAGGAGGAGGACAGAGCUCUGAAGAGCAGUGCAGCAGCAGAGAAGACGCCUUCAAUACCUGAAAGAGUCCAGCAAGAGAUACAGCUGUACCGAAACCUGCCUGCAGCACCCACAUCAGAGGACGCUCUGGCCUGGUGGUGGGAGAGACGAGACACACUGCCUCUCCUGUCUGAACUCUCCAACUCGUACCUGUGUGUCCAAGCUUCGUCUACUCCAAAGGAGAGAGUGUUUUCCACGGCAGGAGACACAAUCAGCCACGAGAGGUCACACGUUCUACCAGAACAGGCAGACAUGCAGAUUUUUCUACAGACAAACUGUUAAAACCAAUACAGUCAACAACCAAUACAUUCAAUGCUUAAGUCCUGUUGUUUAUGAGACAUGUGUUCAAGUUUGUCAUUCACUGUGCAGCCAAACCUAUAAAAUAUCUCACACCUAUCAUACUGCAUCACUUCCUGGUCACAAGCCUCAUGCUCCUUUCCUUUUUUUUCUUCUUUCUAUUUUAACUUAUAAAGCCCCCUCUGUGCAGGUGCUGUAAAGUGGUGGUAACCUGGCAUGCUCCCAAUGUAUUCCAGCCAAACCGGUUGAGAAUGCACAGACUGAAUAGUGUACACAUGCAGGAAGACGACAGGUGAAGGUAUUAGGUAGAAAAGUGAGUCACAGAAAACUUGGCAUCCAAAGUUACUGAGGCCUAUUAAAGCAACUUUAUUCAAGAAAUACUGGCUAUUCAACAUCACUGCAAGAUGUCUAUACAGAUUUUAAAACAUGACCAAGGUGUCUGGAUGAACUGUGCCUUUGAAAAUGACAAAGCAAUGCGGAGAAAAGUUGUCAGGUGAUGGCUUCAGGUAUCAAAUGAUUCAAUAACUAGUCAAGUUUGAUUAUACCGGAAGUUUUCUGCACUUCAGCCCUUCAGCCAUAUAUAUCUCUGUUAUGCUUUUAGAAUGGGAAAAAAGACCCAAAAUGUAUAGCAAAUAUGGUGUGCAAGAUGAUUAAGCGACGAUAUAAAGAAACAGAAUUGCAUGUGUAAUAUUUAUAAAGCACUUUUCAAAAGCAGACACGUAUGGUUUUUAGAUUAAUAGACAAACAUAACACGAAGUGAUAUUUG
Messenger RNA from Chelmon rostratus (copperband butterflyfish), 4697 nucleotides. RefSeq lists its product as uncharacterized. Gene Ontology annotation, molecular function: protein dimerization activity. NCBI's taxonomy places the organism in Eukaryota, Metazoa, Chordata, Actinopteri, Chaetodontiformes, Chaetodontidae. The record is from RefSeq and is a predicted model, not a curated record. The transcript is spliced from 13 exons. Bases 56 to 3916 code for a protein of 1286 amino acids.